UUUCAUCGCCGCCACCCAACCCUAAUCGGUAACAACGCGUGUAAACAGAUCCUCUGACGCGCCUGCCCUCUCAGAACGCGUGAUAGAGCGGAGUGUUAGCGCGCAGAGUUAUCUAUCACUGCCUUCCGGACCGGACAGUCCUGAGAGUCCUCACGGGCUGCUCCUCAUCUCCUGAUAAACCCUACAAGGACGCGCCUUUCUGUAUUUUACGGAGCAAAAAAAAAAUAAAUAAAUUAGCUUUCGUUUUUUAAAUGAAACGAAGACCUGCCUGGAUUUCCAUCUGUUUUCAAUUACGGGAAGUAGUCAUUUGACAGGGAUAAAAAAAAAAAAAAAAAAAAAAAAAUCGGAUUAACUGGAAAACUUCAGCUGGAUUUCACUGGAUGGCAUUUUGACACCUUAGGCUAAUACAAAGAGCUGGAGUGACCUGUUCUUUCACCAAACUACUAAAAGUACUACAUGACAGAAGAUGAGGAACUAAACUGACUGCCUCUUCGUGGGAUGCACUUCCACCUGUGUUGUUUAGGCUGUUAAACCAUGGACAAUGAAAACAUGCCUUUUACAUGAUGCUUCUGGUGUAAAGAGCAGCAGAUGACCAGUCAGGAAGCUAAACAAGAAAUCUGAUAAAAUUACCAACAGCCUUGUUCCAAGUUGAAUUAACCCUUUCCACUCAGUUGUGUUCUAAUCUACUCCUAGAGAAAGCUUGAUUUCACAGUGGAAGCAGGUAUCUCUGACAUCAAGAGAUGAAACGAGAACGCUUUAAGCCCCCAGAACCAGAUGACCCUCUGUGCUGCUGUGGAGACAUCGACCAGCAGAGAGAGUACUGCUGCUGUGACUGUGAAGAACUCGAUGAUGCCUGCGAAAGGUUACUAAGAGGAGAGCCGGACAAGCCAGACAUCUUCUCUCGUUUCAUCUCUCGAAUGGCUGGUUGUUUGGGUUUGCCCUCUUGUGCCAUAGGACCCCUUCGAGUGGAAAUAUCUGUCUUGCCUCCGAUGGUAUUAAUUCCUGGCCUGUUGCGAGUGGCAGCAUUUAACUGUGUGUUGGGAGUUGUAGUCCUAACUGUCCUACCAGGACUGGUGCUUUGGUAUUACUAUGUGACUCACAGAAGGAAAAGACGCACAUUGUUUUUCCUCAGCUUGGCACUUUUCUCCCUUGCCUACAUGUACUACCUUUUCCUUACUGAGAUCGUUCCCAGAGGAGACGUCAGUAAUCUGCAGCUGGUUACUGCGACGACAGGCAUGAUGUUGACACUUAUCUCCCUUGUGCGCACCAAACAAGGACCAGGCUUUGUCAAAUCCCAGUCAUUAGCUCCCGGAGUUAACAGUAUCUCUACAACCAAUCAGAACCCAGACAUACCUGGAGACUCUGCCCCCUGCAAUGGAAUCAGCCAGUCAAAUGGGGAAAAGGAAGGGAAGAAGAAGUUAUGUCCUGUUUGCCGAUUGGUGCGCCCACCAAGGGCAGGGCACUGCAGGAUCUGUGGAGCUUGUGUCCUUCGAAUGGACCACCAUUGUGUUUGGAUAAACAGCUGUGUAGGUCAAGCCAAUCACAGACAGUUCAUUUUGACGCUCCUUCUCUUCCUGCUGACAUCGUUCUACGGGAUCAGUUUGGUGUUAAAGAGUAUAUGUCGAAGACAGAGUCUAUUCACAGCCAUUUUAUACUGCCCUGGAGUUUAUAAUCAAUACAGCACAGCGCUGUGCUUUACAUGUGUGUGGUACAGCGUGAUCAUAACAGGCGGUCUGCUCCACCUGUUCAUCCUUCAGAUCAUCAAUGUCAGUUACAAUGUAACGGAACGCGAAGCUCAGAUCGCUUUGCGCAACAAAACUGGUAGACGGCGCUUCUGUGGCCUGGUUGUGGAGACGGGGGUCUAUUCACGAGGCUUCCUCCAGAACUGGAUUCAGUUCCUCACAAUGAACACGGAUGAGAACGGUUCCCCUCUCACCUUCACAGACAUGGUAUGAGUCAAGGGACUACAGAUGUGAUCCUAGGUAGUAUUUAAAGUAUGUAAAUCAUGCGAUAUGUUAAACAUCUAAAGCAUCAUGUUAGGCAUAAAGAUUAGGAUGACACAUUUACCUUGUUUGCACCAGUUGUAUUGUUAAGGCAUGCGUUCCAUUUAAACUGAUAAACAAUCAUAUUAAAUACCUAUUUUUUUGUUUUUAUUCCAGUGGUCAUAUCUCUGUACGGACAUAUUGAAUUGGGUUCUAUGACCACAGCAAUGUUUUUAUGAAAUAUAAUAAAACUCUGCGCAUAAAUACUGCCGCUUUAUGGCAUAAAUGGGCAACUUUGUGUUGUUAAUGACAAGUAUAAGAGAUAUUAUGAACAUGUGAACUGAUGAUAGAUAGAACUGGGAAAAAAUGUGACACCCUGAAAUGCUAAUAAACCAAAAAAUACAUUUGACACCAAAUUCAUAAUCCAUGUAAUUGUAAAUAUGCUACUAUCUUUGUAGUGUGCUCUCUCUCUCUCUCUCUCAGGACAAAUGACUACAGGUUUCUUUCUGUGUUUAGUGCUCACUGAAAAGCAGUGUUAAAGGGGUCAUGAACUGAGAAAUCUAAAUGAUAUAUCUUUUAAUAUACAAGAAGUGAUUUUGCUAUAGAAACAAUUUGUAAGUUUCAGAACUCAAAACAUAAUUGUUAGUCUAAAAACAGCUUAUACUGAAGUCAAUCUUUCAAAAUGAAAGAAUGUGCCACUUUAUGACGUAAUAGUGUUGCUAAGCACUGCUUCCUUGAAGAUCAUCAACACCUGAUUCUACAUCACUGCCUGUUUAGCCCCGCCCACUGAUUCGCACAUGUAGCAUAAAUAAUGAGGGAAGCCCAAGUCUAUGCAGUAAUCGAACAAUACACUUUAUCUUUAUUUUUAAUGAAGUUCCAGACUGCAUCAGUAAGAAUUGGUCCUUUGUUGACUUCAUGUUACCCUGGAUUCAUUUACAAACGGCACAAUUCUACGCAGGAUUUUCAGAAAUGUGCCGACUAUAUUGAACUCGACAGUAAUGCCGCACUUCACAAGUGUGAGUAACUGAUUUUAUUAUGUGGUCACUAUAACAGUCAAAGCAUAUGUACAGAUUGUUUGAUAUUUACUGAGUAAUAAUGUGUAAUGUGUUUUUUAACCUAAAUCACAGCAGUGUACACCUGUAAAGGAUGUAGACUGUCAAUCAUACACAACUAUAAGCCAUUCAUAGCAGUGAGUGUUUACUCCCAAGUCUACAAUCCGCCAGGUCUAUUCAAACAGUGCGUUCUGAUGAGGGGGUCAAAACAGGACACAAAAUAGCCCAUUACUUCUAAAUUAUGAUGUUGUUGAUGUAUAAUUAGAAGUGGACUUCAGAGAACAGUAAAAAAUAUAAAGCAAAGGCAGUUCAUGACCCAUUUAAGAUAUAUCGAGGUGUACUUUAAAGUUAUGUAUCGUCAUCUUGAAUUAAUGAGCAUCCAUUAUGUCAUAUAUGUAAAAAUAAAUGUACAAAAUAAAUGUUGUCAUGCACACCUA
Messenger RNA from Carassius gibelio (silver crucian carp), 3471 nucleotides. It is a transcript of the gene zdhhc23a, whose product is annotated as zinc finger DHHC-type palmitoyltransferase 23a. Lineage: Eukaryota; Metazoa; Chordata; Actinopteri; Cypriniformes; Cyprinidae. The transcript has 5 exons. Gene Ontology annotation, cellular component: Golgi apparatus; endoplasmic reticulum. Gene Ontology annotation, biological process: peptidyl-L-cysteine S-palmitoylation; protein targeting to membrane. The record is from RefSeq and is a predicted model, not a curated record. Bases 741 to 1955 code for a protein of 404 amino acids. Gene Ontology annotation, molecular function: protein-cysteine S-palmitoyltransferase activity.